Porites evermanni is the source of this 447-nucleotide messenger RNA. The record is from the annotation of a GenBank genome assembly. Lineage: Eukaryota; Metazoa; Cnidaria; Anthozoa; Scleractinia; Poritidae.
AAGUGGAAGAAGAUCAGUACUGGCCAAGUCUGCUUUGGAGCUCGAGAUAACUCAUAUGGGGCUUUCAACAUCAAAGAGAAUGGGGUCAUUUAUACCUUUAAACUCGUUCAUCUGAGUGGGUCAGUUAGAUGUAACCCCUCUAUCCAACCUUCUAAUUGGGGAUGUGACAAUCCCUGGUAUAAAGACAAGAGACUCCUAACCGUCAUAACGUUCAAGAACAGAUCCGCUCUUUUGUUGGCAGAUUACACAAAACGUUGUGGCUAUCCAUAUAAGAUCGAAGGUGUAGGUGUUAAUGACAAGGAACUUCGAUUUAACAAUCUUCCCACUCUAAUAUCUGUGUCUGUUGGAGAUGAGUUUCAAAUUUGGUACGGACAAGACUUAAAUAACUGUUCAGAAGAAAACAACAGCGGUCAGACAUGUGCUGAUGUUUAUGCGUGGUACGCGUGA